Cordyceps militaris CM01 is the source of this 279-nucleotide messenger RNA. RefSeq lists its product as uncharacterized. The transcript is spliced from 2 exons. Bases 1 to 279 code for a protein of 92 amino acids. The record is from RefSeq and is a predicted model, not a curated record. Lineage: Eukaryota; Fungi; Ascomycota; Sordariomycetes; Hypocreales; Cordycipitaceae.
AUGCUACGACUGUCGCUUGGCAGUGAAGAGCCAAGACCUACAAUCCAAAUAUCGAGCCUGAAUACACACUCCUGCCCUUUCGACUGGUCCAAGGAUCGGAGCUCCAUCACACCUCCAUUUCAAAGCCUGCUCGGUGCCGAGGUGCACAUCGACGAGGAGACAUGGACUGAGUUUUCCGUCUCUCGCCAAGCUUCCGAAGACCUAGUUUUCUGUCUAGCGUCCCCACGAGCUGAGCAGAGCGGAUACUCGACACAAGCAUUUUAUGUGUUUAAAAUAUAG